Gopherus flavomarginatus (Mexican gopher tortoise) is the source of this 1187-nucleotide messenger RNA. RefSeq names its product olfactory receptor 14I1-like. The coding region runs from base 267 to 1187 and encodes 306 amino acids. Gene Ontology annotation, cellular component: membrane. Gene Ontology annotation, molecular function: G protein-coupled receptor activity; olfactory receptor activity. The transcript has a single exon. NCBI's taxonomy places the organism in Eukaryota, Metazoa, Chordata, Testudines, Testudinidae. The record is from RefSeq and is a predicted model, not a curated record. Gene Ontology annotation, biological process: G protein-coupled receptor signaling pathway.
CAGCCAGACUCCCAGUUCCUCUCGGUAAACUGAGGGUAGUAACAUUUAUACACUGUUAUCCAGAGUUCGCCCACCUCUGGGUGACAGAGGUAUACAAAUACCUUGAAAGCAAUUCUUCCUAAUUCUCCUCUCCAUUACCCUGGUGUAAAUUAGGAGUAACUCCACUGGAGUCCAUUGAGCUCAUUCUACUUUCUCUCACCCCAGUGUAAAUCAGGAGUAACUCCACUGGAGUCAGUGGGGCUGUUUUCCCCAUCCUGAGAAAGAAAAUGUACAACCGAACCACUGUGACUGAGUUCCUUCUCCUGGGAUUCUCUGAAGUUUGGGAGAUGCAGAUUUUGCACUUUGUGGUGUUUCUAGUGAUUUACCCGGCAGCCCUGGUGGAGAAUCUUCUCAUCUUCACGGUUAUAGUCUUGGACUACAACCUUCACACUUCCAUGUACUUCUCCCUGAUGAAUCUGUCCAUCGUAGACCUUGGCUUCAUCUCUGUCACCAUCCCCAAAUCCAUGGCCAAUUCCCUCAUGAACACCAAGUCCAUUUCCUAUGCUGGAUGUGUUACUCAAGUCUUUUUCCUCAUCUUCUUGCUGGGAGCAGAUUAUUCCCUUCUUACCAUCAUGGCGUAUGACAGAUAUGUCGCCAUCUGCCAACCACUGCGCUAUGAGACAAUGAUGAACAGCAGAGCUUGUGUCCAAAUGGCAGUUGGUGCCUGGAUCAGUGGGAUUCUCUACUCUAUGCUACUCACUGGGAACACGUUUGCAUGGAUGUUCUGUGGAGGCAACAUGGUGGAUCAGUUCUUCUGUGAAAUCCCCCAGCUACUCAAGCUCACCUGCUCUGACUCAUAUAUGAGUGAAGUUGGGGUUAUUACAUUUAGUAUAUGUUUAGUCUUAGGCUGCUUUAUUUUUAUCAUUGUGUCUUAUGUUCAGAUCUUCAAAUCAGUGCUCAGAAUCCCCUCUGAGCAGGGCCGGCAUAAAGCCUUCUCCACCUGCCUUCCUCACCUCACUGUGGUCUCCUUGCUUGUUUGCACUGGCGCCUUUGCCUACCUAAAACUCACAUCCAGCUCCCCAUCUGCUCUGGAUCUUGUGAUGGCUGUUCUCUAUUCUGUAUUGCCACCAAUCAUGAAUCCAAUUAUCUACAGCAUGAGGAACAAGAAGAUGAAAGCUGCCCUGAGAAGACUGACUGGGUGUAGCUAA